AUGGCGGAGAAGGCGAAGGGAGAAGAAGAAGUGAUAUUCGAGACGGAGAAGACGACAAAGGCCAGCUUGUACGACGUCGUUUACCGUCUCAUCUACGAACCUUCUAAGAUUGUCCCUCUAAUUCCCCAAUCUUCUAGAAACUCCGCUCGACACCUUCUCCUCUGGUCUCGCCAAGGCUCUCCCCUCCGAUUUCUACUUCUCAUCUCCGUUGGGACAAUUGCUCUUGUUGCUCUUGCUGGACUUCUUGCCUUUAUGAUUUUCUUUGUCGCUGCAACUAUAAAUGCUAUCUUCGUCUCCCUUCUAAUUUCUUUAGCUGUAGCUGGAGGAUUCUUGGCUCUAUUCUUUGCUUUUGUGACAGCUAUAUAUAUUGGAGCACUAUCAGUAACCGUAUUUGUUAUUUCCACUGUUACAUUUUGGGCUGUUGUGGCUAUUUUGAUUACUACAGGAUGGAUUGGAUUCUUUUAUUCCGGGUGGCUGGUAGCUAGAAAGAGCCUUGGAUUUGCAAAACAGUCAUUGAGUGUGACUGGCUCUGCAAUUACUACUUACUCUGCUGCUUGGGGUACCCGCAACCUUGUACACAACGAUUCAGAUUAG
Abrus precatorius (Indian licorice) is the source of this 594-nucleotide messenger RNA. RefSeq lists its product as uncharacterized. The transcript is spliced from 3 exons. NCBI's taxonomy places the organism in Eukaryota, Viridiplantae, Streptophyta, Magnoliopsida, Fabales, Fabaceae. The record is from RefSeq and is a predicted model, not a curated record. Bases 1 to 594 code for a protein of 197 amino acids.